AUGGACGGCACUCCAACGAGGGCAUCGACGACGGGCACGGCACCUCCCGUCAGAACCCAGCGAAGCAAGAUAGCGGAUAGAGUGAGGACGACACCUGCAAGGACUCUGCCACGCAGAAGGAAGGGCACAAGGUCAUCCCGUGUGAGGAAUGAUUCAAGUGGCCCCAAGUGUGGAGUGAGGCAAGCCUCGCUGAGAAUUAUAUUUCGAUUUCUUUACCUUUUUUUCGUGGAGUGUCUUCUUCUAAGACCUUUACAUGUCAUACAAAAGUGGAUAAAGGAUUAUACAUCACGGGCACAAAAGGCCCGCACGGAACGGCGGUUCAUCAACAUUAUGAACUCGACGGAGAGUCUUGAUACUUGGCUUACCACUGCGUCAUACCUUGACAACCAUCGUGGGAUGCAGGAGUGGAAAAACAUGAUACCGAACAAGGCAGACUGUGACGCGGAGGGCUUGAAGCAUGAUGCCUACUGUGCCAAGACUCUUGCCAUGACUGAAAAUGAACGGGCUAUAGCUGAAUUUCUGCGUUCGCAGCUGCAUCGUACGGCUCACGGUAUGACAAGUCCUUCCAAUUUUCGCUAUUACACGGGCACAAUAAGUUCUGUGGAGGAAUACAAUGAGGCGAUCGUGAGUCUUAUAGAGGCGUUUGGUAGGUCGCGCGUAUGUCGAGAAGAAGUCACCUCGGCGUUGCCGCCAUGCAAUAAGGCAAAAGAGGAAUUCUUAUUGGAAGAAGGUGCCUCAUUGAACUCAAAAUUUUCAACGGAUAUAGUUCCUAACAAAUUUUCAAAAGCUGAGCAUGUUGUUGAUUCUGGUAACAACGAGCAGUCGAGUACAGAGAAGUGUGUAGUUGCUUCUGUAUUUGAUCAUUUGGAGUACAAAGUAACUUCAGUGUAUCUUUCCUCUCUUCUUAAUUGGGCCGCAAGGCCACAAUUGCCCGCUGAAAAAUUUUUGACAGAUGUCCAGAAGCUCAAGGUGCUGCAAGACACGUUAAGAUCUUAUGGACGCAGCGCUCUUAUGUUAAGCGGUGGCUCGACGUUGGGUGUUUCCCACAUGGGUGUUGUGCGAGCUCUUUUUGAAGCCGGACUGCUGCCCGAUAUUAUUUCUGGCUCCUCUGCUGGUUCCAUCAUUGCCUCUAUUGUAUGUUCUAUGAAAGAUGAUCAACUCCGUGAAUUACUCUCGGACUCUAUAAUGAACGUUCAAAAAUUGCAAAUUUCUCCCUUUGACCAUGGGGAAUUUUUUGCCAAAAUAAACCAACUUUUGCGUACGGGGGCCUUCAUGAACGUGCAGAAACUUAUGGAGUGCCUCCGCAACAAUGUGGGGGAUCUUACCUUUGAAGAAGCAUAUCGUCAUAGUGGCCGUAUAUUAAAUGUCUGUGUGACAAGUGAACAGUACAGUGGUUCUCACAUAGAUCGGCAUAUGCUUCUGAACUAUGUUACAUCACCGAAUGUCGUGCUCUGGAGUGCGGUGAGUGCUAGCUGCGCCCUACCCGGACUCUUCACGGCGGUGCAACUUAUUGAGAAGUUACCUGAUGGUAGUUUCCGACGCUUUCUUCCAGGACAACUUUGGUGUGAUGGAAGUCUCGCUCAGGAUCUCCCGCGAGAGAGUCUCGCUUCUUUGUUUAAUGUAAACUAUUUUAUUGUGAGCCAGGUGAACCCGCACAUUAUACCAUUCCAGCGAAAACCUGUCUCUCCACUUGUGUACAAGGAGCGUCGGCCAAGAAAGAUUCUCAGCUCUCUGUGGUACGGGUGUUUCCGAGAGAUUCGCCGUUGGAUUUUGAAACUGUUUGGUAUCGGCGUUCUCUCCACAACUGGUCGAUGGGAGUUGCCCUAUCUCUUCUUGACGCAGCGGUACGACGGCGACAUUCUUAUUCUACCGAUAGGAAAUGUUCUGCAUGCCGCACCUGACUAUUUCAAUAUUGUGGCAAAUCCAAGCUCUGAGUACAUUGCAUUUGUCACCAGCAGGGCACAGCUGAGGACAUGGCCACACCUCAAUCGGAUCCGUCACUCUACAAUGAUUGAACGAGCCCUUUUCAGAGAAAUUGAUUUGUUGAAAGAGCGCGUUAAGGAUGAAGCUGUAGCAUUGGAAUAA
Trypanosoma cruzi is the source of this 2085-nucleotide messenger RNA. RefSeq lists its product as uncharacterized. NCBI's taxonomy places the organism in Eukaryota, Euglenozoa, Kinetoplastea, Trypanosomatida, Trypanosomatidae. Bases 1 to 2085 code for a protein of 694 amino acids. Gene Ontology annotation, molecular function: triacylglycerol lipase activity. The record is from RefSeq and is a predicted model, not a curated record. Gene Ontology annotation, biological process: lipid metabolic process. The transcript has a single exon.